Messenger RNA from Rhineura floridana, 2433 nucleotides. RefSeq lists its product as uncharacterized. The record is from RefSeq and is a predicted model, not a curated record. The transcript has 2 exons. NCBI's taxonomy places the organism in Eukaryota, Metazoa, Chordata, Lepidosauria, Squamata, Rhineuridae. Bases 51 to 1925 code for a protein of 624 amino acids.
CCUUUGUGGCCGAUGCCACUUUGGAUGCCACCCAAUUAGGGGCACGAGCCAUGACGACUCAAAUAGUCGCUCGUCGCACCCUCUGGCUUCGCCACUGGCAAGCUGAUUCAGCGGCUAGAUUGAACCUGUCCAAGGCUCCUUACUCCGGAUCUCUACUCUUCGGUGAGGAAGCUCUAAAGGCAGUUCUGGUUGAUCCAAAAGACGCCCACAAACCGGUUCUAGCCACAAUCAAGAACAUCGACCACAGGCCCCUCAGGCGAUUUCCCUCCUUUCGUUCUAACCAGCCCUUUCGAGGAACGCGACCAGGAGGACGAGGCCGCGAUUUCAGACCCUAUGAUUCCAACGCAUUCAGGGGCUCCUGGAACCGACGCCCCCAGGGCAGAGACCUACGGCUGGCUGGUCAACUUCGACAAAAGCCAUCUCCAACCAACCCAACGCCUACUACAUCUUGGGGCAAUGUUGGACACCCUGCAGGCAAUGGUCUUCCUGUCUCCAGAUCGCAUCACUGCCAUCACAAGCAUCGCAAGGUCCCUGAUGCAACAAACAUCCGCAGACGUCAUGCUUCUCACCAGAGCGCUCGGGAUGUUUAUCUCCACAAUCCACAUUGUACCCUGGGCUCGAGCUCACACUCGGCCCCUUCAGUGGACUCUGUUGCCUUUUCAAAAAGACAUUGCCAGCUCCAACCAUCGCAAAGUUCGUUUGAGCCCCGCUCUGCGCCUCUCCUUCCGCUGGUGGACCAAGGUUCAACACCUCUCCAAGGGCACGUCGUUCAGAGAACCCCGCAGAACCGUCGUGACCACAGACGCCAGCCUCAUAGGUUGGGGAGCCCACUGCAACUCCCAGUAUGUUCAGGGGGUUUGGCCCAACGCAGAGCGAGCUCGAAGCAUCAACUGGCUGGAACUAAAGGCUGUCCACUUGGCUCUAUGUCAUUUUCAGUCUCUGUUCCCUUUGCAUCAUGUGCUCAUUCGAACAGACAACACGUGUGUAAAAUCACAUUUGAACAGACAAGGGGGCACCAGGUCUCGUCCUCUGCAGGACUUAGCCUCCCUCAUCUUUGUCUGGGCAGAACAACAUCUACAAUCCCUGAAAGCAGAGCACCUCAAAGGGAUUUUGAAUGUGACAGCAGACUGCCUCAGCAGACAACAGGUCUUCCCGGGAGAAUGGAAACUUCAUCCAGCUAUUUUCCAUCGUCUCCAGUGUCGGUUCGGCGCCCUCUCAGUCGACCUGUUUGCUUCCAGUCACAAUUGCCAGCUUCCCAGGUACUUUGCCCGAUACCUGGACUCAACAGCAGAAGCAGUGGAUGCUCUGACAACACCAUGGCCAGACGGUCUAUUGUACGCCUUUCCUCCCAUACCAUUGUUAGCCAAAACCUUGAGGAAGGCGCGAACCGAAAGGGCACAGCUGGUUCUGAUAGCACCAUUUUGGCCACGCCGUCCGUGGUUCUCAGAUCUUCUGGCAAUGUCAAUGAUGGACCCUUGGACACUUCCAGUAACGCCAGACCUCUUAUCCCAGGGUCCAGUACUGCACCAGGACCCUACUUGGCUCAAUCUAACAGCGUGGCGUUUGAACGGAGACACUUGAGGUCAGCUGGACUGUCUGAUGCUGUGAUUGAUAUUAUUUUGGCCUCGAGAAGACCAUCUACCACUCGCAUUUAUCAACAUACCUGGGUGGCUUUCUCCAAGUGGUGUCAGUCCCACCACCACGAUCCAUCCCAGGCCAAUGUGCACCAGGUGCUCCAAUUUCUCCAUAGUGGCUUUAUGAUGGGACUUCGACCCAACACUCUACGUCGACAUGCGUCUACUCUGUCAUCCAUUCUCUCAGUGUCCUCUCCUGGAGAUCAUAUUUCCUCACAUCCGUUCAUCAAACGUUUUUUGAGGGGAGUCGCCCUACGCUCUCCGGCUGUUGUCCAUCGGUUCCCCUCAUAGAGUUUGCCGAAAGUUCUGCAGGCUUUGCAACGCCCUCCGUUUGAACCCAUCAGAACUGUGCCCCUACGUAUUCUGUCCUUCAAGGUCCUGUUUCUGAUUGCAAUCACAUCUGCCAGACGCGUUUCGGAGUUGGGCGCAUUGUCUUCCGCUAGACACCUCUGCGUCUUCCAUAAGGACUCUGUUGUGCUGAAGACUGACCCUUCCUUUCGUCCCAAGGUCGAUUCAGUUUUUCAUUGCAACCAGGACAUUGUUUUGCCUUCCUUUUGCCCGAAUCCUACCCAUCCUCUCGAGAAGGCUUGGCAUUCGUUGGAUGUCCGGAGGGCUCUCAAGACCUACCUGUCUAGGACCCAAGAGAUUCGACGAACGGAGUCUCUGUUUGUAUCCUUUCAUCCAGGGUCUAUGGGGCAUAAAGUAUCCAAUCCUACCUUAUCCCGUUGGUUAAGGGCAUGCAUUACCUUAGCAUAUGAGUCCCUGAAGCUGCCAGUUCCUGCUAGUAUAACAGCUCAUU